Messenger RNA from Phalaenopsis equestris, 2244 nucleotides. RefSeq names its product probable copper-transporting ATPase HMA5. The transcript is spliced from 6 exons. Gene Ontology annotation, molecular function: ATPase-coupled monoatomic cation transmembrane transporter activity; ATP hydrolysis activity; ATP binding. The record is from RefSeq and is a predicted model, not a curated record. Gene Ontology annotation, cellular component: membrane. Bases 35 to 2071 code for a protein of 678 amino acids. Lineage: Eukaryota; Viridiplantae; Streptophyta; Magnoliopsida; Asparagales; Orchidaceae. Gene Ontology annotation, biological process: monoatomic cation transport.
CUUGCUAUUCACAGUACCCGUGUUUCUCACUUCCAUGGUGCUUAUGUACAUUCCAGGCAUAAAAAACGCUCUAGAUAUGAAGGUAGUGAAUAUGUUAAGCAUCGGAGAGCUUUUGAAGUGGAUAUUAUCUACUCCUGUGCAAUUCAUAAUUGGUCGAAGGUUUUACGUUGGUUCUUAUAAUGCUUUGAGACAUGGAUCUCCUAAUAUGGAUGUGUUGAUAGCUCUUGGAACCAAUGUGGCUUAUUUUUAUUCAGUUUACUCUGUGCUCAGAGCCGCAACUUCACGUGAUUUUGACUCAAAUGAUUUUUUUGAGACUAGUUCUAUGCUCAUCUCUUUCAUUCUACUUGGGAAGUAUCUUGAGGUUCUAGCAAAAGGCAAAACAUCAGAGGCCAUUGCUAAACUUAUGGACUUGGCACCAGAAACUGCAAUGCUUAUGAUUUAUGAUGAAGAUGGAAAUAUAGUUAGUGAAAGGGAAAUUGGCAGUCGGUUAAUACAACAUAAUGAUGUGAUCAAAGUAAUGCCUGGUGCAAAAAUAGCUUGUGAUGGCUUUGUCAUAUGGGGUCAGAGUCAUGUCAACGAGAGUAUGAUUACUGGGGAAGCGCGGCCUGUUGCGAAGAGGAAGGGGGAUAAUGUGAUAGGGGGAACUGUAAACGAGAAUGGUGUGUUGCAUGUUAGGGCAACACAUGUUGGAUCGGAAAGCGCUUUAUCACAAAUUGUUCGCCUUGUUGAAUCCGCUCAAAUGGCCAAAGCUCCCGUGCAGAAGUAUGCUGAUCGAAUUUCUAAAUAUUUUGUACCUCUUGUCAUUCUUCUCUCGCUCUUAACUUGGCUAACUUGGUUUCUAGUGGGAAAAUACAAUGGUUAUCCAAAAUCUUGGAUUCCAUCUUCUAUGGAUAGCUUUCAGCUUGCCCUUCAAUUUGGCAUAUCAGUGAUGGUGAUCGCAUGUCCAUGUGCACUUGGCUUGGCAACUCCCACUGCUGUUAUGGUGGGCACUGGAGUUGGUGCUUCUCAGGGUGUGUUGAUAAAAGGAGGUCAAGCUCUUGAGAGUGCUCAUAAGGUGAACUGCAUUGUUUUCGACAAGACAGGUACUCUUACGACGGGGAAGCCAGUUGUAUUAAGUACAAGGCUUUUGAAGAAUAUGGCCUUGCGUGAUUUCUAUGAAUAUGUUGCGGCUGCGGAGGCAAACAGCGAGCAUCCCCUAGCUAAAGCUAUUGUGGAGUAUGCAAAGAAGUUCAGUGAAGAGGAAAACUAUGCUUGGCCCCAAGCACAAAAUUUCAUCUCUGUCACUGGUCAUGGAGUCAAAGCCAUAAUUGGAAACAAAGAGCUCAUAGUGGGGAACAAGAGUUUGAUGCUUAAUUCUGGCAUUGAAAUCCCAGAUCAAGCUUCAGAACUUCUUAUGGAAGCAGAAGAAGUGGCCCAAACUGGAAUCCUUGUGGCCAUGAACAAGGAGAUCGUGGGAGUGAUUUCAAUUUCUGAUCCUCUGAAACCUGGCGCCCAAGAUGUCAUAUCCAUUCUCAAAUCCAUGAAUGUGAGGAGUAUUAUGGUGACGGGAGACAAUUGGGGCACUGCAAAGGCCAUUGCCGAAGAGGUUGGGAUAGCCACCAUUGUUGCUCAAGCAAAGCCUGCAGAGAAGGCAGAAAAAGUGAAAGAACUUCAGAUGUCCGGGUUAACAGUGGCCAUGGUUGGCGAUGGAAUCAACGACUCGCCGGCACUUGUAUCCGCCGACGUAGGCAUGGCAAUAGGCGCCGGCACCGACAUUGCUAUCGAAGCUGCUGAUAUUGUUCUCAUGAAAAGCAACUUAGAGGACGUUAUAACUGCUAUAGAUCUAUCAAGAAAAACCUUCUCUCGGAUUCGGAUGAACUAUGUAUGGGCGCUCGGUUACAACAUCAUCGGCAUUCCUAUUGCUGCAGGAGUCCUAUUUCCAUUGACAAGGUUCCGAUUGCCUCCAUGGGCUGCGGGGGCUGCUAUGGCAGCUUCUUCAGUCAGUGUUGUUAUGUGGUCUCUGUUGCUUAAAAAUUAUAGGAGGCCUAAGAAGUUGGAUUCCCUUCAGAUGAAAGGCAUCACGGUUGAGUGAAAUGCUUGUUGGAAUUGAUAUUCUGAGUUGUAGGCUCUUCGUAAAUAUGUACAGUGGAUUUCCUCAUUGGGUGUUAGAAAGUUAGAGCUUCCUUUCUUUGGCUACAAUAAGAUCAUGAGGUAUGCAUUAUGGUCGGUGUCACAGUAUGUUAAAAAGUAAAUUUUCUUGUAUUG